CUAUGGGUGCUUCCAAUUUAACAGGCAGAUUCGGAUACAGAAUUGUAGAGUGCUAGGAAUCGCAAGAGAAACAACUGGCGGUAUUGUUCUCUUCAAGAGGACAGAUGCUACGCAACAGAGAAAAAGAAGAAGAACCGAGUGAGAUGGACAGUUCCGAGGGCUUAAUAUAAUCGCAACACAGAGGAACACCUGUAUUGUUAUUAAUUGAGACUCAAAUGUUCUCUAGUAAGGCCAAAUUAAUAAAACGCACAGGAAAAAACCCCAUUGGGCGUUACGACUUUUUAAAGUUAUUGGCCACUGAAUACAAGACAACAUCGUCUAAAGACGCUCGGGAACAGGUACUGGCAAACUUGGCAAACUUUGCCUAUGACCCUGUAAACUACGGAUACAUAAGGCAGCUACGAGUAAUCGAUUUGUUUCUCAAUGCUCUGUCCGAAAGCAACCCCAAGCUGGUGCGCUUUGGCAUCGCCGGUCUCUGCAAUUUAUGUUUAGAUGCAAUAAAUAAGACGUAUAUCCUGCGCAAUAGAGGCGUCGAGUUAGUAUCGUCGUUACUGUCUUCCGAAGACGAAGAUGUUUUGCUGACAGUAAUUACUACCUUGAUGUUCUUGGUCACGCCUGAGUCGGUAACCGAGAUAACGUCACCUGAAAUAACCAGACGGAUACUGGAACUCUCGGACACGUCGUAUGAACAUGUGCGCGUUAGAAACGUGGCGAUCUUGUUCUUGGAAGACUAUUGCAAAGCAAGCGUGAAGACGGCGGAGACUAUUUACAAGAGAAACAACAUCAUGAAGCUGAUCCAGUUCUUUGCUGGGUUUCUCAAAAACUAUUCUGUAAGAACUUCGAAAAUAAGAUCGUUCGCUGAUACAGCAGUGAACAAUCUGAAGGAAGGAGACGAGGUAUCGGUUUUAAAAGUGAUAACGAAUGACGAUAUACUGAAGUUUGCUGAAUUAACGGGCGAUCAUAAUCCGAUACACACUGAGUCAGCAAGAAAUAUUGUGCACGGUGCUUUACUCAACAGCCUAGUGUCAGGCUUAAUUGGUACAAAGCUACCUGGUGCAGGUACCAUAGUUAUCGAGCAAAAUCUCACGUUUCCUAAACCGUGUUACGCCGGCGAUACCGUAUGGAUUAUGGUAAAAAUUACAUCAGUGAGAAAAAUCAUUAAAUGUGUAUACAUGUGUGUCGCUAAUGGAGAUAGAGUCGUUCUCGAAGGAGAGGCAAAACUCAUGAGAAAGUUAUUGUAGUACUUCAUUAUUACAUACUGUAAAAAUAUUUAAUAUAUUUCUACGGUGUAUAGAUUUAUGGGGAUAUUUAAUAAAAACUUUAUAAAACUUAAA
This is a messenger RNA of Vollenhovia emeryi, 1334 nucleotides long. RefSeq lists its product as uncharacterized. The record is from RefSeq and is a predicted model, not a curated record. Lineage: Eukaryota; Metazoa; Arthropoda; Insecta; Hymenoptera; Formicidae. The transcript has 5 exons. The coding region runs from base 216 to 1241 and encodes 341 amino acids.